AUGUUCUUGGGUAGCAAUUCUGCCACUCCUGAUGUAAAUUCUUCUGAACUAGCCACCCAAGUUUGCAAAAACACUACAAAUUUCAGUUUCUGCCAAGCUGCAGUUUACUCCGAUACACGAGCCCCGAAAGCCGACAGGUAUCUUCUUUCGUAUAUAGUGUUCGGGCUGGCAUAUAAAAAUGCUACAAAUACCAGUGAUUACAUUGACAUUUCACUUGAGUCCAUGGAAGGGCAUGCCAAGGAUGACAUUAUAGAAGCUAUGCAGAAAUGUCAGGGAGAUUAUAAGGAAGCCAUUCAGGCACUUUCUGAAGCAUUGAAUGAUUUGGAUUCUGAAACUUUUGAGGGAUUGGAUAAACUGGCGCUUGAUGUUGAGAAUUCGGCCCGCGAUUGUGAAGCCGGUUUCAAUGGAAACUCUCCUAUAUCAGAGAAGAAUCGAAACCUGAUACAGCUUUCAAACAUCUGUUCUGUAGUCUCUGAACUUUUUUCGUAUUCUUGA
Fraxinus pennsylvanica is the source of this 495-nucleotide messenger RNA. Lineage: Eukaryota; Viridiplantae; Streptophyta; Magnoliopsida; Lamiales; Oleaceae. The record is from the annotation of a GenBank genome assembly.